This is a messenger RNA of Conger conger (European conger), 6339 nucleotides long. It is a transcript of the gene adam17b, whose product is annotated as ADAM metallopeptidase domain 17b. Gene Ontology annotation, molecular function: metalloendopeptidase activity. Gene Ontology annotation, cellular component: plasma membrane. Bases 280 to 2805 code for a protein of 841 amino acids. NCBI's taxonomy places the organism in Eukaryota, Metazoa, Chordata, Actinopteri, Anguilliformes, Congridae. The transcript has 19 exons. The record is from RefSeq and is a predicted model, not a curated record. Gene Ontology annotation, biological process: Notch signaling pathway; membrane protein ectodomain proteolysis.
UUGCGUAUUCAAUCCAGAGGGUUCGCUAGCUGGCUAACAGUUUCACAUAUAGUCAUAAUCGUACUUCGAGUAUUACUUCUUAAAAUAAUUUAUUGUAGUUUAUACAUAUUUUAUGUUGUAAAAUUGUACAGGCCACGAUCCGUUCGUGUCGCCGCGGUAAUUUAUUCAAAGUCAGGCUUCAUGUUGACAAAAUAGCAAUAAAGGGGAAGCUAGCUUAUUGCUAGCUAGGUAGCUGGUAGAGCUAGUUAAAUUGUUUGGGUCAUAACACUCACUUUCACCAUGAGACCGCUUCAGACUGUAUUUGUGGUCCUCGGUUUAAUUUAUUUUGUAGACGCUGGUAGGAAACCUGUUGAAGAAUUGGAAGGACUGGAAAAUGACCAUGAGUAUGACACCCUCAGCCCUAUGUUGUCAGAUUUUGAGGUGCUGUCCAUGUCCAACGUUCGCCAGCACUCGGUCAGGAAGAGGGAGGUCCAGGCAGAGUCACAUGUUGAGCGUCUGCUCAGCUUCUCCGCCCUCCGGAGGCAUUUCCAGCUCUACCUGACGACCAACACCGAGCUGUUCACCCAGGAUUUCAGCGCUGUAUUUGUUGAUGGGGAUGGCAAUGAGGACAACUAUGAGGUCCAGAGGCAGAACUACUUCACAGGCCAUGUCGUGGGGGAAGAGCACUCGAGAGUGAAGGCACACAUUGACGACAACGACUUCACCGCCCACAUUCUGACCGACGAAGCAGAGUACAACAUCGAGCCCCUAUGGAGGUUCACAGAGUCUCCUCCCGAUGGCCGCCUGCUGGCCUACCGCUCGGAGGACAUCAGGAACAUCAGUCGGCUGGCCUCGUCGAAGGUGUGCGGCUACGUUGACGCGGAGGCCGAGGGGCUGUUCCCUGAGGGGGUGUGGGAGGCAGGAGCAGAGGGGGAGCAGGAGAGCCUGCGCAGAGAGAGACGGCAAGUCCACGACCCCAAGAAGAACACCUGCCCCCUGCUGCUGGUGGCUGACUACCGCUUCUUCCAGCACAUGGGCCGCGGAGAGGAGAGCAUCACCCUCAACUACCUGAUUGAGCUGAUCGAUCGAGUGGAUGACAUCUACAGGAACACCUCCUGGGAUGAUCAGUUUCAGGGAUAUGGUGUACAGAUCCAGCAGAUCAUCAUCAAAAAGGGCCCCACCCACGUCGAACCCGACGGCAUCCACUUCAACAUGAAGGGCAGUCCUCAAAAGAAGAAAGACGUGUGGGACGUGAAGAAGCUGUUGGAGCAAUUCAGCUCCGACAUGGCGGGGAACGCGUCCAAGGUGUGCCUGGCCCACCUCUUCACGUACCAGGACUUUGACGAGGGGACACUGGGCCUGGCGUACGUGGCCCCGUCCAGGGAGGGAGCCCUCGGCGGUCUCUGUGCAAAACCAUACUAUCCUUCGCACUCCUCAAAGAAAGCCACUUUCCUGAACACUGGCUUAACCAGCACUAAGAAUUAUGGGAAGACCAUUUUAACCAAGGAGGCGGACCUGGUGACCACUCACGAGCUGGGCCACAACUUCGGGGCAGAGCACGACCCCGACAACAUUGCCUACUGCGCCCCCAGUGACGACCAAGGCGGGAAGUUUGUCAUGUACCCCAUUGCAGUGAGCGGAGACCACUACAACAACAAGCAUUUCUCAAAGUGCAGUAAGGCCUCUGUUGCGAAGACCCUGAGGAGCAAGGCUCCCAUGUGCUUCAAAGAGAGGAACAGCAAGGUGUGCGGGAACUCCCGGGUGGAGGAGGGCGAGGACUGCGACCCCGGCCUGCUGCACAUCAACAACGACCCCUGCUGCUCCUCCACCUGCAAGUUCAAACCCCGCUCGCAGUGCAGUGAUAGGAACAGUGCCUGCUGCAGGGAGUGCCGGUUUGAGGCGCAGGGCAAGAUGUGUCAGGAGUCCAUCAAUGCCACCUGUAAGGGAAGGUCUUACUGCACAGGUAACAGCAGCGACUGCCCGCUGCCGGGCAACGCCUCCAACACGACAGUCUGCGUGGACCUGGGCCGGUGUCAGAGCGGAGAGUGCAUCCCCUUCUGCGAGACGGAGAAAGGUCUCAAGUCCUGCGCCUGCAAUGAGACGGACAACUCGUGUAAAGUGUGCUGUCGGAACGAGGACGGAACCUGCACCCCGUACAAGGACGCCGAUGGGGACUUCCUGUACCUGCGCAAGGGCAAGCCCUGCACUGUGGGCUUUUGUGACGAGGGAGGGAAAUGCAUGAAACAGGUGCAGGAUGUCGUGGAGAGGCUGUGGGAUUUCAUUGACAAGCUGGAUAUCAACACCUUCGGUAAGUUCCUGGCAGACAACAUCGUGGGCUCUGUUGUGGUCUUCUCUCUGCUGUUCUGGAUCCCCCUCAGCAUCCUGGUCCACUGUGUGGACAAAAGGCUGGACCAGCAGUAUGAAGAGAGCACCAAACUGUUUUUCCCCAGCAACGUGGAGAUGCUGAGCAGCCAGGAGUCCGGGUCCAUGCGCAUCUUCAAGGCCCUGCCGCACAUGAUGCCCCCCCGCCCGCAGCCCCUGCCGCCCCAGCCCGGUGGGAGCGCUCCGGCCCUGGAGCCCACGGCGGCCCCCUCCUCUGCCUCCGGCGGGCCCAAGGCUGAGCCUCUGGCCACCAUCCAGGAGGACCCCAGCUCCGACCACCUGGACGAGGAGGUGCUGGAGGAGGACUUCUCCCCCGGGGGCCCCGCGGCCAAGUCGUUCGAGGACCUGACGGAGCAGCCCCUGCACCAGAGCCGCAGCGACAAGGCCCUGUCCUUCCGCCUGCAGAGACAGGCGCGCGUCAACAGCAAGGAGACCGAGUGCUGAGAGCACGUACCCGUAUUAUAUGCUUGUAUAUACGCACUCAUACAUGCAUACAUACACACACACACACACACACACACACACACACACACACACACACACACACACACACACACACACACACACACACUACGUCAAACUCGUGGUCUCACACACAUCACACACACACACACACACACACACACACACUACGUCCUUUGAUGUACACUCUCCUACUCAAACUCGUGGUCUCACACACACACACACACACACACACACACACACACACACACUCAUGUACGCUCUAAUACAGGCACUCCGAGAGGACUGGCUGCUAAGCAGUGAAUUCCACAGAAAUAGAAAAGUUGGGACUCCCACAGGCUGCAGGGUUUAAUAUACACUCAGUGAGCACUUUAUUUAUUUGGUAUUUAUUAGACUUAUCUUUUAGACUUAUUGGUCUUCUGCUGCUGUAGCCUAUGCACUUAAAACGUUUAAUGUGCUGUGUGUUCAGAGACGCUCUUCUGCAUACCACUGUUGUAAUGUGUGGUUUGCGUAUUUGAGUUACUGUCACUUUCCUGGCACCAGCAAUCAUUCCACGGUCAAAGUCACUUAGAUCUCAGUUCUUCCCCAUUCUGACAUUUGGUCUGAACAACAGCUGAACCUCUUGACCUGUCUGCUUUUAUGCAUUUAGUUUCUUCCACAUGAUUGGCUGAUUUAAAUAUAUGCAUUAACAAACCGGCGUACAGUCCACCUAAUAAAGUGCUCACUGAGUGUACAUGCAUGUAGAGAGAUAUUAGAAACUCAAGAUAACAGAUGCCAAAUUCAACUAAUUAUGGUGCUUGAUUUGCAAUGUUAUGCCAGCGACUGCAGUUACGAGACGUGUCAUGUUUAGUAGAUUUAAUUUAUCACAUUAGCGGGAGCAUGGCAGCAUUUGGCGUCCUCAUCGUAACACACUCAUGGCAAUAGGCAGUUGCCAAAGUUCCACAGGUUUCCAGGUCUGCUCUAGCUAUAGCAGCUCACCUGGGAAGAUGCUAAGCAAUUGAGUGAUUGGCAAAUAAGGACACAUCCAUAAGCAUCUUCUCUGACAGUGGAGAUGGCGCUUUGCUUUACAUUGCCCAAAACUCUUGUGUCCUUGGUCAAUGUUUUCUCCUGCUCAGGUAGAAUUGUUCAUGGGUCUUUUUUGUUUUUAGUUAUUGUUUAAAUAUGUUAGAAACGCCUGCAAUACUGUCUAUCCCCCUUUUUUUAGCCAAAUUCAUAGUUCUGAUUGUCCGUUAGUUCAUUCAUCUUUUCAAAGGAUCAAAAUGAGGAGCUUUUGUAUCUCUUCUGUCUUGAUAAACUCUGGUAUUAUAUUUCUCCGUGCGCCGCCAUUUUAUCGAGAAGAGCCUUCAAAAGAUUCAGCAGUAACGCUACUGAUUUACAGCCCCCAUUUUAAAGUCCUCACCAGCAGAGGGGCACCGUUAACAGGUCUUUAUCUCCUGCAUUUAAAAAAAAAUUUUUUUUUUACCUUAUCUCCUGAUUUGGAAUGCCUGGUUGUAUUUUGUAAGCCCCAUUUGUUCAGAAUCUUCCUGAGGGAAUUUAGAGACUGCACGCAUGUUCGCACUCAGUGCCCAAGUAGCCAAACAUCACUCCUGUAGCGUGAGGCUGGGAUUGCCAUUUUUGCUGAAACCCCUUUCUGGGCAACACUAAGGACAACCGGAUACCUGUUUGUGGGACAGAAUUCAAUUCCUGACGACGGAGUGAUUCUCAGUUAGACCCCAGUCAAAGACUGGUGAUUUACCUGGACAAGCUACCUGGGAGACUGCACAUGUUCUUUACAGCAUUUCCCUGCAUGCUCCUCUAAGCAGUCUCCCCAUCUCUUGUGCCUUCAGGCACACACAACUUUAUAAAGUGCUGUUACUAUUUCUAUGUGUUUAUAUCCUAUAGGUAUAUCCUUCAGACAUUGAACUGACCGAUGUUGUAACUAUCAGGUUAUUAUCAGUAGGCUAGAGCAGAACUGAAUGAAUAACUCUUCUUUAGACAGUGACCUAAUCAUUAAUUUCCUGGAGUUGGUAAUCUGAGGGGUUCUGUCUGGAAUCUUACUACUAUAGUAGAAAUACAAAAUGCCACAGAGGCGCUCCCUGUACCCUCAGUUAAAAUUCAGGUUUAUUUCAUAGUUUUAUUUUUAAUUGUUUUAGUAUGAUGCAAGGAUGUACAAAGUAGCUUUAAACAUUUAGAUCUUUUAGAUUUAAAGCCAACAAGCCUUCUCUACCCUUUUGUGUUUAAAUGAGCCAUUGAUUUUUUUUUUAACUCUUGAAUUUCUGUUAUGCAUUUUUAUGUCAUGAUUCACAACCGCUAUCAGUCAAACUCAAUAGGGCUGUCUUUAGCCAAGUACGAUAAUGUCAUCAGAAAGUAUCAACAGUGCCUUUUCAGAACGCAUCUCCACGUUGUAUGUUGUAGUGUUACCAUUUUUGUCAGUGUGUACUGUAGUGAAGUAAGCCUUGAUGAAUCCGCAGUAAGAGAUUCCAGAUCUAAGACAUGCUGUAUGCAUGCACAUACAUACUUGCACCCUUCUGCCGGGUGUGUGCUUGCAUGUAUUUUAUUUUUUAUUUUUUAACUCAAGAACUACAUUAGGUGUAAACAGUCUCAGAUCUGCUUGACUAAGCUGUCUUAUAGUUGUUUAGGAUUGAUUGAAAUGUGCCUCCAAGCUCUCUGGGAUUGGAUGAAAUGUGUCUUCCUCUUAAGAAACCCACAGAGCCAGAUGGUGUGGAGUUGUGUAUAUACCUUUUGUGCUGGGCAGCCAUUUCAGUUGCUCUGCUUAUACUGACUGCGCCUGUCGUUGUUAAUGCUCUUCCUUCCAUUCAGGAGUGCUCUUGAUCAUGUGAUCGUUGGGCACUACAAGGCUUCAUUUCCUUGACUAAUACCGUUUGCCAUCACCGUUGACCCUGCAAAAAUGUAUGUCCACUGUAGACGUGUAGAUAUAUGGUUGCGCAAGUGAAUGCCGACAAUAUCCCCAUUUUGUUGAGUUCAAGGGGCACUUUAAGGGAGGUAUAAUAGUUAUUUGACCAUCUGUAAAGAAAAUUUAAUUUUUCAAAAUUUUGUUUCACAUUUCCCCCCAUUUUCACGCAAUUUGGUAGCCUUUUAAAACUCGCAUUGUUCCAAGGCCAAAUCCAGCAUUGGCAGGACCCUCGGUGUGCAACUGCAUCGAACUGAUACCUGCCUGAAGAUCUGAUGCUUUAGCCAUGCACCACCGCACAAUUAACCAACAGGACAUUUGAUAAAAUGUGAAAACAGGUCGCAAUGUUACAAAGGGAUAUUCAUCAGGUUCGUUCAAGUGUGCAUUUAAGGAGUCUGAAGGCAGAUAGGCUUCUGGACAUUGUAUUGAGUGUUUUGUGGCGCCAUAGUGUUGGAUCCUCCUCAGGUCCUGAACAGAGAGCUUUCAGAAGCCUGUUAUCAAACACUGUUAUCAAAACCACUCUCAGAUGACCUGUUACCUCUUAUGUCAUCUAUGUUUAUAAUUGUGUAUGACUUGUAUUAACUCAAUAUGUCUCUGUAUGUCUCUAAAUUUUUUAUAUACCCUCA